Molecule: messenger RNA, 351 nt
Organism: Lineus longissimus
Lineage: Eukaryota; Metazoa; Nemertea; Pilidiophora; Heteronemertea; Lineidae
Exons: 1
Coding region: 1-351 (116 amino acids)
Source: RefSeq, a predicted model, not a curated record
AUGGCUCAAGCUAUUGAAGAUGCAGCUGGACCCGAUGUUGAUGGCCAAAAUGAGGAUGUGGAUGGGCCCGCCGAUGAGGACCGGACCACCCUCAAUGUUGAGGAGUGGUGCAAAUGCACACACUGUGAUAUUAUGGCUACACAUUUUGAGUGCAUGUGCUGCCAUGAUCAGGAUGUAGUGGCAGCCAGGUUUGAGGACCCAGACAGUGGGGACGUUUUGAUGGACUGCAUCACAGACCACCAGGACUUCGUCCCCGUCUGCCUGAACAGGGCAGUGAUCGAAACAACCAUGGCCCGGCUACAUCACGCCUAUAUCGAGAGGAGGGAUGACAACACUUCGACAAACAAGUAA